UCCACUAUAUGUUAUAAUUAAAAACGAAAAUAUGAUAUUCCAAGAGAUAUUUAAAAAAAAAAAUUAAUGUUCCACAUAUAUUGCAGAUUUAUGUUUCUAAUAGUUUUUUUUCAAAAAUAAAUAAAUUUUAUCUAUUCGUUUUUUCCAGUUAUGACAUCCUCAGAGUCAGAUGGCGUUGAUGAAGCCUUUGAAGAUAUGUUUGACGAAGAAUUUGAUAAUAUCAUCGACUCCCUAGUAGAUGUUCAAACCAACAAGCCCAAAAAAAGAGCUUAUAUUGAAAGAGAUCGGGAACAAGGACACAUUCAACUAUGGAACGACUAUUUCCACGAAAAUCCCACUUACCCGCCGGUGAUGUUUAGGCGGCGUUUUCGAAUGAACAAACCCUUGUUCCUCCGCAUUGUUGAUUGCCUUACUACUGAAGUUCCAUACUUUCAGCAAAGAAGAAAUGCUCACGGCAGGUACGGCCUAUCACCACUUCAAAAAUGUACUGCAGCUAUAUGUAUGCUCGCAUAUGGUCAAUCUGGAGAUACGUAUGACGAAUAUCUUCGACUUGGUGAAAGUACUGCACUUUUAUGUUUAGAACAUUUCACUAAUGGGAUAGUACAAUUGUUUGGAGAUGAGUAUCUAAGAACACCAACACCGGAAGAUCUUCAACGAUUACUCGACAUUGGCGAGAAGCGCGGGUUUCCCGGGAUGAUAGGCAGCAUUGAUUGUAUGCAUUGGCAGUGGAAAAACUGUCCAACGGCUUGGAGAGGCCAAUACACCCGUGGUUCAGGAAAACCAACAAUUGUCUUAGAGGCUGUGGCAUCAUAAGAUCUUUGGAUAUGGCACGCAUUUUUCGGAUUACCAGGUACCCUCAACGAUAUCAAUGUUCUUGAUCGGUCACCAGUUUUUGAUGACAUAUUGCAAGGUCGAGCACCUAAAGUUAAAUUCAAGGUCAACAACCACACUUACCGUAUGGCGUACUACCUUACUGACGGAAUUUAUCCGAAUUGGUCAACAUUUAUCCAAUCCAUCCCACUUCAUCAAGGUCCUAAAGCUGAGCUAUUUGCUCAACGUCAAGAAUCCACCAGAAAAGAUGUCGAACGUGCUUUCGGGGUAUUGCAAUCGAGGUUUGCAAUAGUUAAAAACCCUGCUCUACUAUGGGACAAGGAAAAGAUAGGGAAAAUUAUGAGAACUUGUGUCAUAUUGCACAAUAUGAUAGUAGAGGACGAACGAGACGGAUACAGUCUUACUGAUACAUCUGAGUUCGAGUCAGGAGAGUCAAGCAGAGGUUCGAAGGUCAAAAGGAGAGAAAGUUUGCAUUCACAUAAUAUGCUAGGCAUGCGCAAUGAAGUUCGGGAUUCAGGGAAACAUGAUAAGUUGAAAGCUGAUUUAGUUGAAAAUGUAUGGCAAAAAUUUAGUAAUGAAUAAUCUUUCUAUGUUCAUCAAUUAUCAAUGUAAUGAAUAAAAUUUUAUAAAAAAUUAUAAAUUAUUAUAUUUUAUUCAUGUAUUAAAAAAAAAUCAAAACUAAAUUUUUUU
This is a messenger RNA of Brassica rapa (field mustard), 1521 nucleotides long. RefSeq lists its product as uncharacterized. Lineage: Eukaryota; Viridiplantae; Streptophyta; Magnoliopsida; Brassicales; Brassicaceae. The record is from RefSeq and is a predicted model, not a curated record.